AUGAGUAAGAAAGAGUACAAUGGGGAACAUAAAAAGCAUGAAAAAUUACUAAGAAGGAAGAAGGAAGAUGAAAAACAAAGAUUUUUAGAAGAAUUGGAAAAAGCUGUCAAAGAAGGUAGAGAAUGGGAGGUUGUAAAUAGAGAACUAAAUAAGUGGAAAGGGAUAAAUCGAAAUAUUAAAAUGGAAGAAUGGACAGAAUAUUUUAGAGAGAUGGCCGGUGGUGUACAGAAUAGAUUAAGAGGUGAAGGUAGGAGAAGAAGUGUGGAGAAAGGAGGGGAGGAAAUUAGGAAGGAAGAAUUGAUACAGGCAAUAGGUAAAAUGAAAAGAAAUAAGGCAGUAGGACAUGAUGGCAUGGAAAGUGAAAGCUUAAUGUGGGGAGGAGAUGUGGUCGAUGAAGAGUUAUUAGAUGUAGUAAGAAGGGUAUGGGGAGUUGAAGGGUGGUCAGAAGAUUGGAAAACGGGAGUGAUAGUACCACUGGUAAAGAAAGGGGAAGGGAAAACUGUAGAAGAAUAUAGGGGAAUAACAUUGAUGCCGGUAGGGUACAAAGUGUAUGCGGAGAUUUUAAGGAAAAAGUUAGAAGAGAACGUAGAAAGAUUAGGAGGAAUCCCCCAUAGCCAAGCAGGUUUUAAAAAAGGAAUGGGGACUAUGGACCAUAUUUACACGUUGAAUUACCUGGUUAGCAGAAAUUUAGCAAGGAAAAAAGGGAAAUUAUUAGCGCUAUUUGUAGAUUUUAAGGGGGCCUUCCCUUCGGUGAAUAGAAGCAUAUUGUGGGAAGUAAUGAGAAAGCAAGGAAUAGAAGAUGAUUUGAUUGAGAGGAUAAAAGAAAUGUAUGAGGAUGUAAGAACGAGAGUGAGGGUAGGAGAGUAUGCAUGA
Leptopilina boulardi is the source of this 873-nucleotide messenger RNA. RefSeq lists its product as uncharacterized. The record is from RefSeq and is a predicted model, not a curated record. NCBI's taxonomy places the organism in Eukaryota, Metazoa, Arthropoda, Insecta, Hymenoptera, Figitidae. The coding region runs from base 1 to 873 and encodes 290 amino acids. The transcript has a single exon.